This is a messenger RNA of Chondrus crispus (carragheen), 1407 nucleotides long. RefSeq names its product beta-glucosidase family GH1. Gene Ontology annotation, biological process: cellulose catabolic process. The record is from RefSeq and is a predicted model, not a curated record. Bases 1 to 1407 code for a protein of 468 amino acids. The transcript has a single exon. Gene Ontology annotation, molecular function: beta-glucosidase activity. NCBI's taxonomy places the organism in Eukaryota, Rhodophyta, Florideophyceae, Gigartinales, Gigartinaceae.
AUGGCGCCCAAAGACGUCCUCCGCUUCCCGCCCGGUUUUUCGUGGGGCACGGCCACAUCCUCGUACCAAAUCGAGGGCGCUGUUUCUACGCACCGCGUCCCCAGCAUCUGGGAUCGCUUUAGCCACACUCCGGGUGUAGUAUCCGACAACAGCACCGGUGACUACGCUUGCGACCAUUACAAUCGCUUCAAGGAGGACGUCAAACUUAUCAAGACACUCAACACAUCGCACUACCGGUUUAGUAUAGCAUGGCCUCGUAUUCAUACCUUUGAGGACCCUGCUGCCCCGCAGAGCAAUACACACGGAAUUGCGUUUUACAACGCCUUGAUCGACGAGCUCAUUGCUAAUGAUAUCACUCCGGUUGCUACCUUGUUCCAUUGGGAUCUGCCGAUAGCCGUGGAAGACAGCACGGGCGGAUGGGCUGGCUCUGGUGCUGUCGCUGAUCGCUUCGAGGAGUAUGCGAGGUUGUGUUUUGAAAAGUUCGGCGAUCGCGUCAAGAACUGGAUAACGUUGAAUGAGCCGUGGUGCUCUGCAGUGUUGGGCUACGAGGUCGGGGAACACGCGCCUGGCGAUACCUCCAAACCUGGCGUGAAUGUGUACAAGGCUGGGCACAAUCUUCUACUCGCUCACGGUCGUGCGGUGAAAGCAUACCGCGAGGACUUUCAGGCAAUACAGAAAGGGAAGAUCGGUAUUUCGUUAAACACAAUGUGGGCAGAACCGAAGGACAGAAAUAAUGCGACGCAUUUGGAAGCGGCGCAGCGCGAUAUGGACUUCGAGCUCGGAUGGUUUGCAGAUCCAAUAUGGAAGGGGGACUAUCCAGCGACUAUGCGGGAGACAGUGAAGGAUAGGCUGCCGGAGUUCACCAAAGAUGAGAAGGAAAUGUUGAAGGGGAGCUCGGAUUUUUUUGGACUGAAUCACUAUUCCUCUCAGUAUGCAACGGGGAUGUAUGUACCGGAUCCGCCGUUGGUUAGUCAUUGGAACGACAAGGCGACGACUCAUGAGGAAGACAAGGAUUGGAAAAAGACGGAUAUGGGAUGGUCGGUAGUGCCGUCGGGCUUUCGGAAGUUGUUGCUUUACGUUCAAGAAAAGUACGAACCAGAAGGUGGGAUUCUUGUGACGGAGAACGGCCUUGCGUCAAAGGAACCAACUCGGGAGGCUGCGAGUAAGGACUCCUUGCGCAUCGAAUUCUAUACGCUGUACAUCAAGGCGGCUCAUGAAGCGGUUGGGCAAGGCGCUGAUGUGCGAGGAUACUUUUUAUGGAGUCUCAUGGAUAACUUUGAGUGGGCGUUUGGGUACGAGAAGAGGUUUGGUUUAUUCUUUGUCGACUACAAGACAAUGGAACGAGUAGCAAAACCGGCUGUCGAAUGGUAUAGGAAGGUGACAUCGACUAACACUUUAGAAGUAUGA